Messenger RNA from Phytophthora infestans T30-4, 1059 nucleotides. RefSeq names its product Annexin (Annexin) Family. The transcript has 4 exons. Gene Ontology annotation, molecular function: calcium-dependent phospholipid binding; calcium ion binding. Gene Ontology annotation, cellular component: cytoplasm. Bases 1 to 1059 code for a protein of 352 amino acids. Lineage: Eukaryota; Oomycota; Peronosporomycetes; Peronosporales; Peronosporaceae. The record is from RefSeq and is a predicted model, not a curated record.
AUGCAGCGCAUUUUCCCACAGCAUGCUCACGAUGUGUACCGCGGCGUACCGUUGGUAUAUCCGCGCGAGAUUGACGACAUCUGCGAGCGUAUCCGCGACGCGACGGAUGGUCUGGGCGUGGACGAGAAUGUGCUCGUGGACGCGCUGAGCUCACUGUCAGCGAGCGACCGAUCUCUGCUCAUUUACCGAUACAAAGACCUCUACCGCGAGGAGCUCAAGGACACGCUGGGUCGCGAUACCGUCGGCGACUUCCGCUUGCUACUGUUGUUGCUCACGAUGCCACUGCCAGAGGUGGAGGCCUUCAUUCUGAACGUGGCCACUUCUGGCAGUGGCACGAAGGAGCGACUGCUUUACCCGAUCUUGCUGGGACGCACGAACGAAGAGCUCUCAAUGCUCAAGUCGACGUACUUUUAUAUCUUCAAUAAGGACCUGACCUGGCUCAUGCGCUCAGAACUGAGUGGCGACUACCGCGAGAUCAUUCUGCUGGCGCUUGAGCGCCUUCAAGUCACUUAUGACCCGGAGAUCCACACGUACGAGAAGGCGAAAGCGGACGCUGUCAAGCUGUACGACGCCGGUGAAGGCCGCUGGGGAACGGACGAGACCACAUUUGUGCGCAUCCUGUUCUCAAGUCCGCGGGAGCAUCUUGUCCUGGUGAACGAUAUCUACAAGAAGAAGUAUGUGAGCGACCUGGAGAUGGCCGUACGCAAUGAGUUCAGCGGCUAUGCGACUGAAGCUCUCGUGUUCUAUGUCCGCUUGGCACUGGAGCCAGACAUGGCCAUCGCCAUCCACUUCGAGCGCAUGAUGAAGGGUCUGGGCACGGACGAGAAGGGGCUGAGCGCCGCCGUGAUCCGAUACCACUGGAUGCAGCCUCGCGUCGAACAGCUCUACGAAAAGGUAUACGGUCGGUCGCUCGAGGAGCGGAUCCGUACCGAGACAGACGCCAACUACGGGGACUUGCUGGUCACGUUGCUACAUAUCCCGAUUGACGACGACAGCAAUCUCAACAGCGAUAGCGACAGCAACAGCAGUAGCGGGAGGGGGCCUGAGAGUGCGACCUAG